Messenger RNA from Fulvia fulva, 1392 nucleotides. Its product is annotated as Transcription initiation factor TFIID subunit 11. Gene Ontology annotation, molecular function: transcription coactivator activity; protein heterodimerization activity. NCBI's taxonomy places the organism in Eukaryota, Fungi, Ascomycota, Dothideomycetes, Mycosphaerellales, Mycosphaerellaceae. The record is from RefSeq and is a predicted model, not a curated record. The transcript has a single exon. Gene Ontology annotation, biological process: transcription initiation at RNA polymerase II promoter; RNA polymerase II preinitiation complex assembly. Bases 1 to 1392 code for a protein of 463 amino acids. Gene Ontology annotation, cellular component: nucleus; transcription factor TFIID complex.
AUGGCCUCGCCACCCUCCUCCUCAGGCCUCGCAUUACCCAAGCAACGCGGCGGCGGCCUCAAGCUUGCACUUCCCGGCCAGGUCUCACGAAAAGGCUCAUCUGCGCCUUCAAGCGGAUCGGCACAUCCUCUGCGACAAACAUCAUUUCCACCACCCGACAGCUUAGAAGCGCAGCAUCGACUCGCCGAAGAUGCAGAUCUCAGCGCGCAGUUCUCACCAAACGACGACGACGACGACCUCGACGACUUCAGCGACAGCGAAAUCACGAGCGCCAUCAGUGGUCCCGCCAGCACAGAUGCCUUCACCAAGAAGCGGAAACGUGGUGAGAAGCGACCUAGAGGUCGUCCGCCUACGAAGUCGCACGCCAGGCAAGGUAGCGCGAGCGUGGUGAACGGAGACGAUGGGAGGUCUGCAAGACGAGGCGGCACGGCAGGCGCACAGUCUGUAGCUAAUGGCGAGGCAGAGGAAGAGGACGAUGAUGAAGAUGAUGAGGGAGCAGCACAGGCUGAUAAGGAGGGGUAUGGAAUUACAGCACCGGAAUUAGAGAAAGAGAACCAGAGACGAUACCUCUUCCGAGAAGCAGUUGAGCCGGAUCACCAAGACCGAUAUGAUCACUUUGUGAAAGUCAAGCUGCGGACGGGAGAUGUGAGGAAACUAGUAAAUGCUACUCUCAGUCAGAGUGUGCCGCCAAACGUCAUGACAGUGGUGGGCGCAUACACGAAGCUCUUUGCGGGAAUGUUGAUUGAGAGUGCGAGAGAGGUACAGGCUGAGUGGUUGGCGAGUCAGCCGAAGAGGCCGGAUGAUGAGGAGAAUAGGGCGUAUAAGCGACUGAGGAUGAUGCGGGCAGAUGAUGAGGAAGAUAGCGAAGAUGAGGAAGACGAGGACGAGCUUGAGGUGGUGGAGAAGGAUGGAACAGUCAACGGCGAGGGCGAGAAGGUGGACAAUGGCGACUCGAAGAAAGGGAGUGCCAGUCCUGCGAAGCAUGAUGGUCUGCCGGACGGUGACCCGAAUUCGGAAGAGGAAGGCAGUCCCAACCACGCAAGAGCUGUGUCGGACGGUACACAGCCUCACAGCAACACAAAUGGCGAGACGAAUGGAGAGAGCGGCAGUCAGACCAAAGACAAGCCGGACGAUGCAGCGAACAGAGAUAAGGACGACGCAGACGACGCCGACGACAUCUACGAUUUCAGUGCGGCUCAGCCAGGUGCAUGGGGACUGUCGAAGUACAUCGACGAAUGCGAUCGCGGACCAUUGCUACCCGACCACCUGCGAGAAGCACUACGGCGAUACAAGAAGUCCCGCGCAGGCGGCAACGUCGGCUUCACAGCGAUAAGCCUGGAGAGGCCAGAAGUCGCAGCUCCAAGGCUUGGCGGGAGGAAACUAUUCAGAUAG